This is a messenger RNA of Spinacia oleracea (spinach), 1101 nucleotides long. RefSeq lists its product as uncharacterized. NCBI's taxonomy places the organism in Eukaryota, Viridiplantae, Streptophyta, Magnoliopsida, Caryophyllales, Amaranthaceae. Bases 1 to 1101 code for a protein of 366 amino acids. The record is from RefSeq and is a predicted model, not a curated record. Gene Ontology annotation, molecular function: catalytic activity. The transcript is spliced from 2 exons.
AUGAAUAUCAGUACCUGGAAUAUGAGGGGAUUGAAUGAUCCCAUUAAAGUAGUUGAAAUAAAGAAGUUUUUGGCUAGUAAUAACAUUAGUGUUGUAGCUUUGUUAGAAACUAAAGUUCAGGAGAAGAAUAGUAGUAAAAUUCAGAAGAAAAUAGGGAAUGGGUGGCAGUGGAUUAUGAACUAUGAGUGUUCUCCUAGAGGAAGGGUUUGGAUUGGCUGGAAGCAUGCUGUGGUUUCAGUUCAGCUUCUUCACAAAACCGAGUUCUGUAUUCACUGUACUGUUGCUUCAAAGAAUGGCCUUUUUAGUACUACCUUUUCAGCUGUGUAUGGUUUACUCUCCGUUGAUACUAGAAAACCUAUGUGGAGAGAGAUUACCAACUUCAGUAGUACUGUUACUUGUCCUUGGCUAGUCAUGGGUGAUUUUAAUGCAGUUUUGUUAGCUGCUGAUAGAGUAAAUGGCAAUGUAGUUACUGAGGGAGAAACUAAAGACUUUGAUAGCUGUAUGGAUUCUGCAGGGUGUGCUGAGCUUAAAAGUUGUGGGAGUUACUACUCUUGGAGCAAUAAGGGGCAAGGCAAUUUGAGAAUAUGUUCCAGAAUAGAUAGAGCUAUUGCCAAUGCACUUUGGCAUUCUAAGUUUGUUGAUGCUGUGGUGGAUUACUUGCCUCCAGGGAUUUAUGAUCAUUCCCCCCUAAAAGGGAUGGAUGUUUCCUGUCCAAGGAGUGGUUCCAUGCUGAAGGUAUGGACUAAGCUGAAAGUAGUAAAGCAAGGCUUGAAGGAGCUUCAUCACAAAGAUUUUGCUAAGCUUGAUGAGAGAAUUGAGGGGUUAAGGGUUGAUUUGGGUAAAAUUCAGACUCAGUUAGCAGCUUGCCCUACUGAUAGUAAUGUGCAGCAAAGUGAGAGGGAGUGUAGUGAGACCCUUAAGAAGUUCUUGCAUAUUCAGGAAAGUGCCUAUAGACAGAAAGCAAGAAUUCAGUGGUUGCAAGUAGGAGAUUCUAAUUCUAAGUUAUUUUUUAGUGCAAUGAAGGAGAGGAUAGCUAAGAAUAGUAUUGAUAUCUUAUAUGAUGAUACUGGAAAGAAGCUAAGCACUACUCAGGAAAUUUAG